Scylla paramamosain (green mud crab) is the source of this 4731-nucleotide messenger RNA. RefSeq lists its product as uncharacterized. The coding region runs from base 178 to 3972 and encodes 1264 amino acids. The record is from RefSeq and is a predicted model, not a curated record. The transcript is spliced from 17 exons. Lineage: Eukaryota; Metazoa; Arthropoda; Malacostraca; Decapoda; Portunidae.
GAGAAAUAAAGUGGAAGUUGGGAGCCGGAAGCAAACCGAUCUCACCGUGUAAACAAACUGCAGUGUUGAAGUGUUCGGUCAGCUACUGUGGUAUUGUCAUAACUCUGAGACAGUAAUGGUGGUGACGUGAAUGACAUACUUGUAAAGGAAAACAGUGAUCCGCGGCAGAGUGAGGAAAUGGAGAACUGUUCCUACGUGUGUGCAGAAUGCUUGCAAGCUUUUGAUUCUGUUAAUGUCUUCAAUAAGCAUGAGUGCCAGAUAAAUACGAUAAAUAGACAAGAAUCUUCAUUUCCUUUUGAAGAAGAUCAAGCACUGAUAAAAAAUUCAGCCCUGGCAUCCCAUCCAGCAACUACAGUUACUUAUAUUGAAUUAACUGAUGGAAGGAAAGAAGAGCUUCAUGAUUCCAUUUCCCAGAACCCUAUUCAAACUGUACAAAAACAGGUAGGCGAUGAAACAGGGUCAUCUGGAUUGGCAGACAUAAGAGGAUCCUCAUUUUCUAAGUCAGCAGAUGUGGAGUUAGAUGAGAAUGAACCUAGUAAGAAAAAUGUGAAGAAAAGGAAAAAAUAUGUAGCCAUGGAUGAAUCUUACCGUCUCAAUAGGACCAUGAGAGAUAAGGAUUUCAAGCUUGCAAGGAGUAAUUUUUAUUCCUUCAAAGACACUCUUGGAGACUGGGAUGAACGAUCUACUCAGCUGCUUAUUCAACUUAUUCACAAAUAUCCUCUGACAUAUUUCUUGUUGCCUGUAAAGAAUGAAAGAAGAAUGGGUCACUGGGAGAAGUUGCAUAAAGAAAUGGAAACAGCUGGAUAUAAUUUCACUAUUCUUCAGCUUCGUAUGCGAUGGAGAGAGGUGCUUCAGAAGUAUCGAUGGACGGUGAAUUACAAUGAUUUCCAUGAGAUCAAGAAGCGAUGUGAAUACUUUGAUGAAAUGAAUGAGCUCUGUGGUGACUGGGACAAAGAAGCCACCCAAGCUCUGCUCAGACAAAUGCACCGUGUGAAGCGAGAGAAUCAAGGGAAAAAGAUUGUAAGGAUUGGCUACAGUGGAUGGGAGAAAAUAACAGAAAAUUUGAACAUGGAAGGACAUAAGUACACAAUACAGAUGGUUGAGGGAAGGUGGCGUAACUUAGUGACACUAUACAAGACCAUGGUUGACCACAACAGUAUACCAAAUGUUGAGCCACAGACAGUGGCAUAUAAGGAAGACCUUGAAGAACUAGUAAAGUAUGUCCCUCAACGACGUAAUAACUAUGAAAAGAAGGUUGGAAGAUCAGUUAAAAUGGAAAGAUUCCCAUCGAGUGGAUGCCGCAUCCUUUUACAAGCUUACAAAGACUGCAUAAGUCUUUUUAUGAAUCCAGAUAUUGAUAACAAAAUUGUAUGGGAUGAGAUUACUCAGAAACUUGAAGAUGAGGGCUUCAGUUUUGCAACCUGUAAAUUGAAGGAGAUUCUCACAGGAAUGAUAAAGGGCUUUGAAAAAUGCCAGCAUCACAACAGCUUGCCAGGAGCCAUUCGCAGGGAUGUGCCAUACUACAGAGAACUGGCCGAGGUAUAUGGAGUGUAUGGGCGCUGGCCACACAUACAGAUUUCAAGAACAAUGGAGAUGAGAACUAAAAGGAAAUAUCGUCUCAGACUACAGGUAAGCCAGCAACUGUGGCUCUUUGAAGAAUCACAAGCUCUUCUGCAAGUCUAUCCUGAUAUACUAGAAGCACAUGUGAACCAGUAUUCAAGUCAUCAGCCCAGUGACCUUUGGCUCCAAGUAGCAAAGGCAUAUGCUGCCACUGGCCACCCAAAACGAGAUGUUCCUGAGAUUGCGGUUCAUGUUGGAUUGCUACGACAAGGCUAUGCUCAAAAUAAUAGGUUUCCUUUCAUUGAAGAGAUGCGAAAAGUUAAAGAAACAGAAGAAGCUGUAUGUUAUAGUCCUGAUGUUUCCAAGUACACAGGGGAAGUGGAGAUUACCUACUGGAGUCAUGAAGCUGUUAACCUUCUUCUGGACUUGUAUAUCAAGUACCAGUCAGCAGCAACUUCUUCUCAUGCCAGCAGAAAUGAAGUUUUCUCAAAAAUUUAUGAUUCAAUGAAAGACACUGGAUAUAAAUACACAAAAGAUGGAAUAUCAGAGCAGUUUAAGUUUCUUUUGACUCAAUACAACACAAGAAAGUCAAAUCCAUGGAUGCUUCCUCGUGUAGGACGUCAGAGCCACAAUCCUGUUGGUGCACCUUAUGUAGACAAGUUGCAGAAAAUCUUGGAACUAAGGAGACAGAUGUCAUUAAGUUGGACCAAAGGAGUGAAACCGCUCCUGCCACAAGCUCAGAAGAUUUUGUUACAAGUAGCUUGCCAGAAAGCUGAGGAACUUCUGAUAGAGUUGGCAACUGAAAGAGAAAAGAAGCUCUUACUUGGACAGAUAAUUGAUGGAGUUACUGUUCACCUUAGGACACAUCAACUCAUAGAUCCAGUCCCACACACACGUCAGGUUCGCCUGCACAUUGCUGAUGCCAUAAAGAACUUCGACAUGACAAAUGAGAACAAAGAUAUUGCACGCCUCUACAAGCUCUUCAAAGAUUUUGACAUGCUGGGUCUAAUUUGUUAUUUAUCUCUUGAGCCUACAAAUUAUGAUUACAGAAUGGAGUCUAAGAAGAAACCAUCUUUAACAAAUUCUGUGCAAAAUGGAAAUGGUUCAGAAAUAGAAGAGGAUUCUUCCAACAACAUCAACACAGGAUGGAUUUUGGAAGAAGAGUUUGAUGCAGUGAAAAAUCAAGACAAGGCUGAUGAGGCUUGUGAGUAUCUAGCUCUUGCCAUAUGUCACAUGAGCAGAGUAGGUCAGGAUCAUAUGACUGUUGUUAGCAAGGAAAGGAAUGUAAAACAGGAAAAUAUUACAGGUAUUUUAAGUAACACAGGCACAAAUUCAGAGCAUGUUAAUUGCUUAGAAAUUUUAGAUUCCUUAGACAGAAAUUUAGUGAUGAAAUUUGAUAAUGCUAGUGUUCCUACUUCAGGCAAAUCUUUGAAACCACAACAUGUAGAAGGUAUGGUGACAAAAAAUACAGAAACUACUCCAUCUUUCAGUAAAAACAUAUGUAUGAAUACUUCUAAGAGAGUUUGUGCUGAUGGUGUCUAUGGUAAGGUCUUUGGGAAAGUGCAUUCUGCAUUCCCAGUUUCUUGUAUCAGGCAAAGUAAUAGUAUGCUGUAUACCAUUUCUGAUGAAUCUGAUAGCAAUUUUAGUUUACUGUUGCCAAAAGAACUCACAUUAAAUGUGGAAAGUGCUCUUGCUAAUGAAAAAGAAUUUACUAAAAAACAAAGCAAGAGUAGAAUUAAUAGAAGAUUGUGUCCAGAGGAUUUUAUGCUUACUAUCAAUGAUUCAGAACCAGACACUGUACUAAAGAAUGAGGCCAUGAACUCUGAGGGUGAUGAGCAAUCAGACUCUGUAUCUCAGAAUGCUGAACAUAACCUAAAAACAAAAAUUAUUAAAACUCGUUCUGGCAGAAAAACUCGCUUUACAUUUUUUUCUCAGACUCUUAAUGAUGAUUUUGAUGACAGUGACUUGCCCUGUGAAGACACUAACUCUCCAUCAAAAAAGAUAAAGUUAGAAUUUGAGUCAGACAAAUCUCCCCUUAUUAAACGAAAAAGAGGAAGGCCCCGAAAGGUCUCAAGUGAAAGUCUUGCUCUUGAUAAUAAUGUGGUUGAUGAUAUUACUGUUGUUCAUAGUGAUUCCAUAUUGUAUGACGAGUCAUUUAAUCCACAAGAAGUUAGAGGUUUUAAUUUGCCUUUCAAAAUGAGCACAUCAUCACCAGAUCCCAUCCUGUCACUCAUCACAGGUCAUAUCACAAUGAAAACUCAACAAGAAGAGAAGUUAUUGAAAAUGAUGAAAGACCAUCAAAGAGAACAAUCUGAUAUUUUGAAGGAAAUUGGCAGUAUCAUGGAUGAGCUAUGUGAUAAGAUGAAAAAAAAACAAAUAAUUACUUGCAGUGACUUUAGUUUUAAGGAGUAGGCAUUGGGUGUCAGCCAUUAUGGAGGCAAUCUUGGGGUGGCAUGCAUAAUCUGGCUGUCAUAUAUGGUAGUCUUUCUGUGCCAAAUUAAUUCCUGUAAUAUAUAUGGUCUUCCAAUUACUGUAUGAAAGACAUUUACAUCUUUUAUAUCUUGUGAGAUUUCACUACCCAUUAAUUUCUUUGUUAUGCCUUUUUGGUAAAUUUUUACUUUCUUGACUGUCUCAAACUGUGAUGGCUGCCAUGUUCUUGAUCUUGCUCUUGCUGUUAGCAUUUUAACCUAAGUAAAUAUAACUAAACUUAGCCUAACCUGACUAAACCUAACCUAACUUAACCUAACCUAACUAAACCUGACCUAACUAAACCUAGCCUAACUAAACCUAACCUAACUAAACCUAACCCAACUAAACCUAACCCAACUAAACCUAACCCAACUAAACUGGUAAAUAUGAAAUAGAGCCGCAGCAGUAGUAGGCAGCUUCCCAUUUAUUUUUGGUGGCUAGGAGCAUUAUAAUAAAUUUCUCACAGGCAUAUAUAUGGGGUUGAAAAAUGCUCAAAAUAAAAGGCUCUAUCUGAUGAGAGAGGUAAUAAUUGCCACAGUUCCAUGGGCAAGAAAGUAAUAUAAUACUAUCUUUUCUUGGAUGUCACACUGCAUUUGAGGAAUGGUGAUCCAGUAUAAGAAGCACUAAAAUUAGACUAUGACAAAAUGCCCAAUUUACAAUGUUGUUGUUGUUGUUGUUGUUGUUGUUGUUGUUGUUGUUGUU